GCUCGUGUGUACGCGGCGAGCGACUCCGGGUGCGGCCUGUUUGUUUCCUACAGCUCCGGCAACCGCGACCCAGACGCCAGCUGCGGCCCAGCCGCCGCCUGAACAUGGACUCCGCCGGCCAAGACAUCAACCUGAAUUCUCCUAACAAAGGUCUGCUGUCUGACUCCAUGACCGAUGUCCCUGUCGACACAGGCGUGGCUGCCCGGACUCUUGCUGUCGAGGGCCUAACGGAGGCUGAGGAGGAGGAGCUCAGGGCCGAGCUCACCAAGGUGGAAGAGGAAAUUGUCACUCUGCGCCAGGUGCUGGCAGCCAAGGAGAGGCACUGCGGAGAGCUCAAAAGGAGGCUGGGCCUCUCCGCGUUGGGGGGUCUGAAGCAGAACCUGUCCAGGAGCUGGCAUGACGUGCAGGUCUCUAACGCCUAUGUGAAAACUUCUGAGAAACUUGGAGAGUGGAAUGAGAAAGUGACCCAGUCGGACCUCUACAAGAAGACUCAGGAAACUCUCUCACAGGCGGGACAGAAGACUUCAGCUGCCCUGUCCACGGUGGGCUCUGCCAUCAGCAGGAAGCUCGGAGACAUGAGUCUAAGGUUGUGGGUGACAGAGAGAACAGCAGUGACAACCUCCCCUCCCCAGCGGGGAAUGGCGACCAGCCCCUGUCGGAUCAUGCGCCUUUCUAAGCCUGCAGCAGCUUCGCCCAGCCACAGAACACAUGCGAGCACACCCUCCUCAUCACGGCCAAAAUCUGCGCUGCGCAGUGGAGUGACCCGUCCAGGGGAAUGGACAGAGCCGGCUGGAGGACAGUCGUGCCCGUCCACAUGGAGAUGUGGCUGUGCGUUCGCGUGGAUUGGAGGACACGGUCUUGUACACAGAUGUUUUACACUAAAGUUUGUAGACGAAACAGAUCACUGUGCCAUCCUUCCCAGGGUGCAGGAAGUGGACAGGGUGGGGCACUUGGAGGGGCAUCGAGCCAAAGCCCAGGCUCCCUUGGGCCUCCUGUUAGCUCAUCAGAAUGUCGAAGGGUUGAAGAGUCAUUUCUAUGAAAUAAGUGGCAUUUUCUGACCACCUCCUCCUUCCCUGACUCACAGAAGGAAUACAGUCACCCAGAAGCCCUGCCUGAUCAAAAUUUUUUAUCUCAAAAUGCUGAAUGGGGAAAUUAAUUACCACAGCAGCUGCCUGAUUGUUACACUAAUGAUCUAGCUUUAAUAAAAGCAAAUUCAUUAUUUUUUAAAUGCAGUGGACUUUGCAAAAUUAAAAUUAGGCAAACAACUUUAGCCUCAUAGUUAGAGAAUUUUAUUUCUUUGGACUCAAGCUGAAAUACAAGCCUUACAUUGCCUUAUGCUUUGUUUAUGGUUUUUUAUAUAUAAAAAUGUGGGUUCUUUAAUGGGUUGUGAGCACUGUGUGGAAUUUUAUGUCCAGCGCACGUGGCAGCCUUCCUGCCCAAUGGUGUGUUUUAUUUCACUAGCACACUCCGUCCCAGUGCAUAGAACCUGCUUCUCUCCAGGACUGCGGCAGCUCCCACUGGCUCCCAGCUCGGCCCUAAAGGGCUCCCAGGCCCCUGGGGAUGGGAGGGGGGAGAGUGGAAAAAGCCUCUGUCUUCAGGCGAAAUGUGCGCCCAUCACAGUGCUGCCUCGGCGGGGCCCGGCCCACUGGUCCCUGACUCCAGCCUGCCUGUUUACUGCACGUCGGAUGAAUGACAAGCAGAACCGACCCCACAGGUCAGGUCAGGCUGGAUGUUGGGAUCAGCCAGGACUCUGCUGCCACUUUUUCUCAAGAGCUACAAUGAUCUCUUCCCAGUUUUUAAAUUAUCACGCCCCACAGGCUCUCCCAUCAGGGCCCUGUGUGUCAGGAGGCGUGGUUUGGAGGGGCGGUUCCAUGCCUUAGUGGCUGCCAGCAGGGCACUGAGGCCUUGCCCGCUCUGCACUUCCUGGAGGGGAAGGGAUGCUGGGCUCGAGGUGUCCUCCGAUAACCAGUGUCCCAGGCCAUCUCGGACACUCCACACACGACAGUGCAGGGGCCAGGGAGGAGAGCUGCUUGGUAUGGCGGGGCGCGGUGAGAAGGCAGGCUGCAGGGGCGGGAAAUGAUGUAUCUUCUUAAAGCGAAUAAUGG
Propithecus coquereli (Coquerel's sifaka) is the source of this 2105-nucleotide messenger RNA. RefSeq names its product tumor protein D52-like 2 (gene TPD52L2). Gene Ontology annotation, cellular component: cytoplasm. The transcript has 6 exons. NCBI's taxonomy places the organism in Eukaryota, Metazoa, Chordata, Mammalia, Primates, Indriidae. The coding region runs from base 105 to 1058 and encodes 317 amino acids. The record is from RefSeq and is a predicted model, not a curated record.